GAGGUUCAAAUUCGUCAUCCAUCUAUCUACACGUACUCUCUGAUCAUUCCUUGGAGGACAGUCUUCUACUACUAUUGCUAGCUUCCGGCGUUGCCAUUAACAAUGGAGGGAGCAGCCGGGAAACUUCUGUUUGCCGAUGGAAUUCAAAAUUUCAGCUGUCAAAGAGUAUCAAGAUGCUACAUUCAGAUUCCAUGUCUUCAGCUGGGGUCCCUAGCUUUAGCCAAGAACUCGAGUUCUUCACUUGAUCCCACACUGACUCGGAUCGCAAGCAAGCAAAGGGAGUCAGUGAAGGUGUAUGCAAGGAGGAGGAGAUCAAAUAUAAAGACAGGCACUUAUUUGCUACUGGAGCCUGGAAAGAAUGAGGAGUUUGUUUCCGAGGAAGAAUUGAGGGAUAGGUUGAAGGGUUGGCUCGACAAUUGGCCGGGCCAGGCCCUGCCCCCUGACCUUGCGAAGUUCGAGAACACUGAUGAUGCUGUUACGCAUCUUGUGAAAUAUGUUUGUGAGCUUGAAAUCGAUGGAGAUGUUGGCUCGAUCCAGUGGUUUGAAGUCCGCUUGGAGUGACGGAAAACAAUCAAUUAGUACUUCUUGAGUUUGAAUCUGUACAUGAAAAUUGAGUUCCGGCCCUUGAGAUGUUGUCUCAAUUUGCUUUUGAAAUGGGUUAAGAUUGAUUUUCUCCGGUCCCUAAA
Molecule: messenger RNA, 686 nt
Organism: Rhododendron vialii
Lineage: Eukaryota; Viridiplantae; Streptophyta; Magnoliopsida; Ericales; Ericaceae
Product: protein CHLORORESPIRATORY REDUCTION 7, chloroplastic
Exons: 3
Coding region: 103-561 (152 amino acids)
Cellular component (GO): chloroplast stroma
Source: RefSeq, a predicted model, not a curated record